UCGUUGCUCAGCGUAAACCGUAGAACAUCAACACCUGGACUGCUAAGGAUCAUUUUUUAGGAACUUCUUGAUUUUCUAUUAUUGCUGACUGGAUACAAUAAACUCUGUAAUGAGAUCGGAAUCAUGGCUCGCUCAAAGUUUUUUAGUCUCUCUCCUGUUCUUAAAGACAGGCUUUACUGCUGAAUUUGAGAUUAGUGUUCCUCGUGAGCCACAGCUUGCCAUCUUGGGUCAGUAUGUGGUCCUCGACUGCAGUUUUCCAGUGGGAAAGACCUGGACCCUGGACAGUACUGUGAUUACAUGGCAGAGAGGCCUGGAGGUAAUACACAGCUUCUACUAUGGGCAGGACCAACUGGAAAGACAGAGCCAUCACUAUUACAACAGAACCAGCCUGUAUCACUCAGAGAUUGAGAGGGGUAAUGCCUCUCUUAGACUGGAACGUACCAACCUGGGGGACAGCGGACACUAUACCUGCUCUGUGAGCACAUUGCUGGGAAAUCAGAAGAAAACCUUCCAGCUGAAAUUAGCAGCAUUCUACCCUGAGCCACACCAGGACCUCACAGUGUCUCCUGAUAGUGUGGAUCUACUCCUGAUAUCAAAGGGAGGGUAUCCCCACCCCACAGUGCAGUGGCUGGAUGACAGACAUGAUGUCAUCAGUGACAUAGUUACAAACAUCUCAGUGGAUACAGUGGGACUAUACACUGUGUUCAGUAUACUGACCAUACAGAAACCAGUCAACACCACCUUCACCUUUGUCCUAGAAAACAAAGAUUUGGGACAGGAGAUCAGGAGGGAGAUCACACUUCGCUUAGGGGGUGAUGUUAUGUUACCUGUGGUCCCCAAGGAGAGAUGCCGGUGGAUUGUUUUCCUGCCUUUCAUUUUCCUUUUAAUAUUUGCAUUCCUGGUUUUAGUUUUAUUGUGGAAAAGCUCAUUUGAGAAAACAAGAACAAUAAUAAAUAGCAGUCAGAAAGGAAACCAUACCGGAUUACUAAAGAAGAAUUUCCCCAUUCAGAAAACGUUACUACCACAUGAUACUCUUUUAUUUCAACAACCUUGAUGUCGCAGUCCAAGUAUUGUACGUAUCCGUACAUCUAACAUCUAAGUUUUAUUAUGGAAAACAUACACUGGACAAUCAAAAGAGCAGAAAACUGGUCAACAGGAGCCAAAUCAGUAUUCUGGAUCAUCGCUAACCUUUGGAUGAUUAUUUAUUAUAAUGGCGGACAAUGUAAUCUCAUUUAUAAUUUCUAUUUUUGGAUUUGAAGAGUUUUUUAUAGGGUUUGUUUAAUGUAUUUUCUAUUAUUUAUUAAUAGUUAAAAACUCACUGCUUCAAUAAACUUGACCUCACAAUCAACAAGGUUUGAUUGUGAUCUCUUUACACCUGAGAA
Messenger RNA from Esox lucius (northern pike), 1382 nucleotides. Its product is annotated as CD276 antigen-like. Lineage: Eukaryota; Metazoa; Chordata; Actinopteri; Esociformes; Esocidae. The transcript is spliced from 4 exons. The record is from RefSeq and is a predicted model, not a curated record. Bases 110 to 1054 code for a protein of 314 amino acids.